This is a messenger RNA of Aureococcus anophagefferens, 984 nucleotides long. RefSeq lists its product as hypothetical. Gene Ontology annotation, biological process: protein N-linked glycosylation. The transcript is spliced from 2 exons. NCBI's taxonomy places the organism in Eukaryota, Pelagophyceae, Pelagomonadales, Pelagomonadaceae. Gene Ontology annotation, molecular function: alpha-(1->6)-fucosyltransferase activity. The coding region runs from base 1 to 984 and encodes 327 amino acids. The record is from RefSeq and is a predicted model, not a curated record.
AUGCUCCGCGUUGCGACGCUCUCGGCGCUCGCCGUCGCCGCGGCGAAGGAGCACCUCUGCGUGCCGUGGACGCGCGCGCAGCGGUCGGCGCUCGAGCGGUCCAACGCCUUCCUGCCCGAGCCCGCAACCUUUGCGGCCGAGGCGCCGCGGGACGCCGACGCCGACGCGCUGCACGCGCUCCUGCGGUCCCUGGGCGAAGCCUGCGCCGACCCGUUCCUGCCCGUCGGGGGCACGAACGCCCUCGGGAGCCACCUCAACGCGCUCGUGCUGCCGCUGAGGUACGCCGUCGCGGCGAACCGGACGAUGCUCACGCCGCCGCUCGGCGCCUACGCCAACGGGUCCUGCGCGUCCCUCGCCUGCUACUUCCUCCCGACGGCGCCGCGCUGCGAGCGGGCGCUCGGCUACCCGGCGCCCCACGCGGGCGCGGCGGCCGCGCGGCCGCGGCCGCCGGCCGCCGCCGCCGCGGCGCUCAAGCGCGCGCGGCGGAAGCGCGCGAACGCCUGCGGCGGCGCCGCGGCGCCGGAGUGCGGCGAUUACGACGCCAUCGAGGCGCUCGGCGAGGCCGACAUCCCGCGCGCGUGGCGGUCCGGCGCGGCGCGCGGCGCCUGCGGCGGCGACGCGCAGGGCAGGAAAAGAGAGCGAAGCGACACGUGCGCGGUCCCGACGCUCCGGGCGUCCGCGAUGAAGCGCGACCGCGCGCCCGCGCCGCGCGGCGUCGAGGACCGCGGCGACUUCUGGUACGUCGCCCAGCUCCUCGCGCACCUCGCGCGGCCGAACGCGGCGAGCCGCGCGCGCCUCGCGCGCGCCGCGGCCGCGGCCGGCGUGCGCCGCGCGCCGCGGCCGCUGCUCGGCGUCCACGUGCGCCGCGGCGACUCGUGCCGCGCGGCCCAGGAGGCGUCCAAGGCGCGGCGCUGCUCGCCCUUCGGCGAGUACUGGUACCACGCGCUCGCGAUCGGCGCGGGAAAAGGGUGCAAAACGUCCUAG